UUUAUCUUUAUUCUGUAGUAAUUCAGUUUUAACUCGUAGUGCCGCUGUUGACCAUGAUGUCAAAUAGCAGUUUGUUGCUGCACAUCCCAGCAUCGCCAUAAUGAAAAGGACACGACACGAUCAGAGGACCGCUCCAGUUCUCUGAUUGUGUGGUAAAGGAAACACGGAAGAUUGGAGCUCCGUUGUUUUUAAAGGAAACAAAUUCAAGUCGAUUGUGGGACUGGGAUUUUAAUUACUCUUACUGGAUUUAUUAAAAAGGAAUUGCUCUGGAUUUAAACUCAGACAACAAUGGACAGGCAAGUGACGCUGCUCAUCUUUCUCCUCUCCUUUGGCUUUGUGCUCGGGCAGGUCAGCUACAUCAUCCCAGAAGAAAUGUCAAAAGGAUCUUUAGUUGGUAACAUAGCUCAUGAUCUAGGUUUACAAAUUAGCCGUUUAAAAUCGGGAAAAGCGCGGAUUUUUACACCAGACAGCGAGGAGUUCGUGGAGCUGAACAGAGAGAGAGGAGUCCUCCUCGUUAAAGAAAGGAUCGACAGAGAGGCGCUCUGCAAACAGACGACACCCUGUGCGUUACAUUUUCAGAUUAUUCUAGAAAACCCCAUGGAGUUUUAUACUGUCACAAUUCAGGUUACAGAUAUUAAUGAUAAUCCACCUAUAUUUGGAAAACGCGAAAUGAAGUUUAAGAUCAAUGAGUCGGCGGUGAUCGGAGCUACUUUUGUUCUGGAGAGAGCUGUGGAUCUGGAUGUCGGCGUUAAUAAUCUGAAGAGCUACAAUCUGAAACCAACUGAUAAUUUCGCUCUGAAGCUACACAACAGCGCUGAAGGAAACAAAAACGUAGAGAUGGUUUUACAGAAGCCUUUAGACAGAGAGAAGCAGGAGCAGAUCAAUCUGGUGUUAACGGCUGUAGAUGGAGGAGAGCCGCAGAUGUCAGGAACGAUGCAGAUUGUUAUUACAGUCUUAGACGCUAAUGAUAAUGCUCCUGUUUUUACACAGAAAACAUACAAAGCUACAGUUACUGAAAACUCACCUAAAGGCACCGUUGUUGCUACAGUUACAGCAUCAGAUGCAGAUGAAGGCUCUAACAGUAAAAUAACAUAUUCUAUCACUAACGCGUUAGAAGAUAUCAUUAACAUAUUUCAAGUAAAUGAGAAUAACGGUAAAGUUACUCUAAUAGGAAAUACAGAUUUUGAAAAUUCGAGAAGCUACCAGAUACGUUUGCUUGCUAGUGAUGAAGGAGGACUCACAGAUUCUUGUAAAUUAAUCGUUGACGUGCAGGACACGAACGAUAACAGCCCUGAAAUAAAGAUCAUGUCCAAAUCCACUGUUAUAUCAGAGGAUGUCAAAUUAAAUACAGUUGUUACGAUGAUCAACAUAAAAGAUAAAGACUCUGAACAAAACGGAAAAGUGAAAUGCUCCAUAAAUGAGAAUGUCCCUUUUAUUUUAACAUCAUCCUCAAAUAAUUUCUACAGUUUAGUGAUGGACAGCGAGUUAGACAGGGAGAGAGCCUCUGAGUACAACAUCACGGUGAGCUGCUCUGAUGAAGGAGUGCCCUCCCUCUCCAGCAGCGUCACUCUCACCUUACAGAUCUCUGAUGUGAACGACAACGCGCCUGUCUUUGAGAGGAGCUCAUAUGAGGCCUACAUUGUAGAAAACAACACACCAGGUCUCUCUAUAUUCACAGUGAAAGCCACAGACGCUGACUGGAACCAGAAUGCCCGUGUUUCUUACAUACUGGAGGACUCCACCGUUAACGGAGUUCCGGUCUCCUCAUAUGUGUCCGUUAGUGCUGAUAGCGGGGUCAUCCACGCAGUGCGCUCUUUUGACUACGAGCAGAUCAAAGACUUCCGGUUUCACGUUAAAGCGCAGGAUGGAGGCUCUCCUCCUCUCAGCAGCAACGUGACUGUGAAAAUACUGAUCCAGGACCAGAACGAUAACCCCCCUCAGGUCCUGUACCCGGUCCAGACUGGAGGCUCCGUGGUGGCUGAGAUGGUGCCUCGUUCAGCAGAAGUGGGCUAUCUGGUGACUAAAGUGGUGGCUGUUGAUGUGGACUCUGGACAGAACGCCUGGCUCUCCUAUAAACUGCAGAAAGCCACAGACAGAGCGCUGUUUGAAGUGGGCUUACAGAAUGGAGAAAUCAGAACUAUCCGUCAAGUGACUGAUAAAGAUGCUGUGAAACAAAGACUGACUGUUAUAGUGGAGGACAACGGCCAGCCCUCUCGUUCAGCUACAGUCAUUGUUAACGUGGCGGUGGCGGACAGCUUCCCUGAAGUGCUGUCGGAGUUCACUGACUCUACACACGACAAGGUGUACAACGACAACCUGACUUUUUACUUAGUCUUGGCUCUGGCUGUAGUUUCCUUCCUCUUCAUCACCUGUUUGGUGGUUAUCAUCUCAGUGAAAAUCUACAGAUGGAGACAGUCUCGCAUCCUGUAUCACUCCAGCCUCCCUGUCAUUCCAUAUUAUCCACCACGUUACUCAGACACACUGGGGACAGGAACUCUCCAACAUGUGUACAACUACGAGGUGUGCAGGACCACUGACUCCAGAAAGAGUGACUGUAAGUUCGGCAGAGCUGCUAGUCAGAACGUGUUGGUAAUGGACCCCAGUUCUACAGGAACCAUGCAGAGGAUGCAGGGUGAGAAGAGCAUCCUGGAUGAGCCUGACUCUCCUUUAGAGGUUAGUUAAAAUGAUCCACAUACAUUUUUUAUAAUAUUA
Nothobranchius furzeri (turquoise killifish) is the source of this 2712-nucleotide messenger RNA. The record is from RefSeq and is a predicted model, not a curated record. NCBI's taxonomy places the organism in Eukaryota, Metazoa, Chordata, Actinopteri, Cyprinodontiformes, Nothobranchiidae.